Molecule: messenger RNA, 981 nt
Organism: Hyaloscypha bicolor E
Lineage: Eukaryota; Fungi; Ascomycota; Leotiomycetes; Helotiales; Hyaloscyphaceae
Exons: 2
Coding region: 1-981 (326 amino acids)
Source: RefSeq, a predicted model, not a curated record
AUGGAACGUACCGAGCGAGGCCAUAAUACUCGCGCUCAGUGGACCGAAGCAGAGUCCUUAGUUUUCAGCAAACUCCGAUCCGGCAUUCAUCCACAGACUCUCGAAGGACAGAUUCGCCAGCAGCUUCGUCUUCCACUCGAUAGCUAUUACCGCCAAAGCUACUUAUUGCAUGCGCUGAAAAUUCUGCGGAAUCUUUGCAACAAUAACGCUUUCGCCUACCUUCCUACUUUGCAACAGUACCAGAAGCUAAAGCGUGAUGGUUUCCUCCUCGCGAAGUUCAAGGCCGACAUGAAUGACCACUUCUCCGAUGACAAGUAUUUGCAUCGGAUCGCAACCGAGGGCGCGAUAGAAUUUAAGUUUGGUACCUCUCCUUGGCUAAAGCAAACAUCAGUGGCUGCUAAUUUACCUCCUUCAGCGGCUUGUCCCGAAUUCGACGAAGAGGCAAAGGAGCUCAUCAAAUCGAUGGAAGAAGGAGCAGCUCGGGAUCUUGAGCAACAGCACAAGGCAAACCAGAUUCUAAUGUCCUCUAUUCUUGAUUAUAAUGAGCGGAAGCAGAAGGAAGCUCAGUACAUACAGCUCGCAGAAAGCUGGGGCAAGGCCACAGUCAGCCGGGCACGCUGUGGACCUGCUUACCAUGUGCCAAAGCCUGCCCACCCACUCAGGGCAGUCCGUUAUAAUCUCAAGACUCCGCCUCCUCGACAACUCAAGUCAGGGUGGGGUGAGAAGGGCAAGGUGGCAGAUCAAGCGGCUUCUCCUCAUCCGGUUUCUGGAGGCGAAGAUAUCUCCUCCGCCAUGCUUGGAACUGAUGGGGAUCCCUUCUACAAAGCUGGCGAUGAACCGCCCUGUAUCCCAGAUGGUUCGGAUCCCCAAAAUUACCUCAGCAUCUUCGGAUAUACGCCGCCACCUCUGCUUGCUCUCAAUAAGAACCAACUCCCGCCACGCUCGCCAUCUCCUUCUGACUAUGGAGAGCCUCUCUUUUAG